CAAGCCCAAGUUACAGUUACCUUUGGCGUCUUACAGUCUCUAACUGUAUAUUUUUCUAGGUUAUGUGUUUUGUUUAUGUUUGUUGAUAAUUUCUUAUUCAAAUGACCGUAAAUAAUGGAAUCGCAGAAACUUCUACCUGCCCAACCACCUCAAAACAACAUAACUGAAAGCUCAGAAGAGGAAUGGAGUGAUGGAUCAAGUUACAGCUCUUACUAUUCUGAUUCAGAUGAAAGUACUAUCCCAGAUUGGGAACCCUAUGUAGAUGAUUACUCUGGAGAACUUUUGUACAUAGAAUGUCAUCCAUUUGUGACACAAAACAAGGAUAAUCAAAAAACAAAAGAGCCAGCAGAACCAUUCUCAAAGACUCAACUUAGAAGAAGCACAAGAGGUAAAUUUCUCAGGUUAAUAAGACGCAGAGAAAGCAAGCGUCGUAGUAAAAAGUUUGUGAAAACUCAGGACAACAAUGACAACACAUCAAAGGUUAAAUUUCAAGAUUUUCAAGAAGGUGAAGAAAAAGAAGUUAUGUUGGAAAUUGACGUUGAAAAUAGACACAAUUUAAGCAGUGAUGUUUCUUUGGCAGAAUCUUUGCUAGGGUUAAAUGUCAGCACAUUGUCAGAUGGCAAUAGAGUUAUGAUUGCGGGAUUUUCUAUAGACAGCAAAGCAAAACAUGAAAGGAACAUAAAAAUUGGAGAUUGGUUGAAGAGUAUAAAUAAUAUUGAUGUAAAUGUACAAAACUUGGAUGACAUUUUACAAAAGUUUAUCAAUAGAAGAGAAGUCUUAUUGAAAUUGCAAAGAGUAGCAGGUAUUGAUGUCACAAAAGAUCCACCAAUUAACGAACUAAAUAAUGAGUCUAACUUUGUAAGAGAAUUGUUAAAUUCCAAAGGUGAUGAUGAACAAUUAUUGACGCAGACUUUAUGCAAACAUCCUGUUGGAAUUGUAUAUAUAAAUACUGAGAAACUCAGUGAAAGUAAUAGUGACUAUGAAGAUAUUAUUUAUUGCUAUCCUAGACCAUUACAGAAAAACAUUUUGUGUGGUGCUAGAGGUAUGUUCAUUACUUUAAAUCAUCUACUUUCUGAUAUAACAAAAACAGAAGCAAAAUCCUCAUCAUUGAUGUACAAACAAAAGUUAGCUCACGUCGUCUACUCUCAAUUUGGCAAUAAUUUAUUACUAUUCAUGUUGCCAGAUAAUCGCGCUUCAGCAAAAGAAAUUAUUCACAUCAAUAAAGAAUUAAUUAGAUUGCUAGAAUUUUCUUAUGAAUCUCUGGAUAUCUGUUUCAACAAUGAGUUAAAAUUGACACAAGUUGAUCACUUUUUCUCGCGAUUUUUUGCCAGAAUAUUAAGUAGUGGUCUGUGGGCAACAGCGCAACAAUUUGUAGAAUUACAGAGUCUGUCUGUUAAGUCGGUACAAAUCAGUCCGAAUCAAUUCGAGGAUGUAAUGUCAGUGGCCCCUUUCUUAAAUUUGCCAGACGAGGCCAAAAUGCAAAUCGACGAUGCACUCACGGAAUUGGAAGCUAGUGAUUAUAGAGACUGGAAUGAAGAGCCUUUAGAUUGCCAACGACUUUUCACCAUUCUGGGCAGCUCUCUUUAUCAUUCUGGAUAUUUAUUGGCUUCUCAUUUCACCCAUGAGGAUCUAAUUGACGUGCACUCCUUCUGUAGACAGCAGGGUCUGUUACAUUUAUCCAGAACUGAACCUGUUAAAUCGUUGGUAUUGUGGAAAGAGGUAUAUCCACACUCAUGUAAUGGGAGUUCAAAUGAAAAACCGAAAAUACCUGAAGGCCGUCGUUAUCUGUUAGUUGUGGGUAGUGCCAAAAAUUUAUUAGCAGUGAUCAUGGAGGCAGGUGGAUGCACCGAACCUCCAGAAGAAAAUAUGGGUCCCGAUGCGUUUUACGUAGAGGAGGCUCAAGCAACAUUGGCCCACAUACAGGAGCUGGGAUUACCUGAAUUAGUGGAUCGAUUAAUUUCUAUGAAUCCAGGACAACAAAUUAGUUUACCUUUGCCUAUUGUCAAUAAACGCAAAAGUGAUUUCAAUAUUUCGUUGAGAUCAAACGCCAGUUUUCACAAAGACUCUAAUUCCCCCAAGAAAAAUGAGGUGACGUCUAUUUUGAAACGUCGAAGUUCAGAUCAGAAUUUUGUAAUGCAAUACAAUUCAAGCAAUUCUCUACAGGAUGACUGUUAUUCUGAAGGUUCUGGCAGUCAGGAGGGUUACAGCGAAAUCAGCGACGAAAGUGGGAGACGAAGACGUUACAAAUAUGAUUCCAACGAUGAAGAAUCUGACAACGAUGAUUUCGCGGAUGGAAGUCAGAUGAGCAAUAGCAGUUUUGAUAUAUCUGAAAUAAGACAAUCUCUGUUAUCUGAAACUGAAGACUAUCGACCGUUAAGACUGACGGCGGGAGAGGAGAACGUUCUUUAUUACUUUGUUCAGCUGGAUACAACACAAGGAAUUAUAUUGAGUCCACCUGAAAGUAGAAUUCAGUCACAGACAUCAGUUGCCAUGCUUAAUAAUUUCAAGAGAUGUUGCCAGAAGAUUCAUGCCCUUUUUCAAAAUACUCUCAGAUUUAAGAACAUGCCGGUUCAAGAAAUGGCAAAAUCUGUAAUCAAUAAAAGUUUAAUUGCCAUAAAAGAACAUGGAAUUGUAUUUGAAUGUCCGUACUUAGACGAUAAAGACUCGAAGAAGAACAAAAUCGUUUACUGGGUAGUUGGGAGAUUAUUUUAUAUGCCGCAUCCGAAAGAAAUUUACGUUUGUUACCAGGAUAGCAUCCCCCAAAAUUUGGUUGAACUUGCCUUCAAAAUGAAUAUUGGUGUUAUUACUUAAAUUUGCAACAAGGAGGUAUACAUGAAAUGUGAUAAGUUUUUUACAAAAAUUAAGACAAAGUAUUGGAAAUUCCAUAAUCAAAAAGAACUAAAAAAUGUACUGACAAAAUAUCACUACUGUAAUAUUAAUUUUAAAUGAAAUAUAUAUAUUUUUUUAAUCUUAUUUAUAUAAUAUGUAUUUAUGUAUAUAUUUUAUAAUAAAAAUUUUAAUACCGUUUA
This is a messenger RNA of Aethina tumida (small hive beetle), 3029 nucleotides long. RefSeq names its product protein inturned. NCBI's taxonomy places the organism in Eukaryota, Metazoa, Arthropoda, Insecta, Coleoptera, Nitidulidae. The record is from RefSeq and is a predicted model, not a curated record. The transcript is spliced from 9 exons. Gene Ontology annotation, biological process: vesicle-mediated transport; nervous system development; cilium assembly. Bases 115 to 2811 code for a protein of 898 amino acids. Gene Ontology annotation, cellular component: cytoplasm; cilium.